Messenger RNA from Mus caroli (Ryukyu mouse), 186 nucleotides. RefSeq names its product keratin-associated protein 19-4-like. The record is from RefSeq and is a predicted model, not a curated record. Lineage: Eukaryota; Metazoa; Chordata; Mammalia; Rodentia; Muridae.
AUGAGCUACUACAGCGGCUACUACGGAGGUCUGGGCUAUGGUGGCUUUGGAGGCCUGGGCUGUGGCUAUGGCUGUGGAUGUAACAGCAUCAGCAGACUGGGCUAUGGCUGUGGCUACGGAGGCUAUGGAUAUGGCUGCUGCCGCCCUUCCUGCUGUGGAGGAUAUGGGUUCUCCAGCUUCUAUUGA